Chrysoperla carnea is the source of this 4001-nucleotide messenger RNA. RefSeq names its product transcription factor Sox-5 (gene Sox102F). Lineage: Eukaryota; Metazoa; Arthropoda; Insecta; Neuroptera; Chrysopidae. Gene Ontology annotation, cellular component: nucleus. Gene Ontology annotation, biological process: regulation of transcription by RNA polymerase II; cell fate commitment. The transcript is spliced from 6 exons. Gene Ontology annotation, molecular function: DNA-binding transcription factor activity, RNA polymerase II-specific; RNA polymerase II cis-regulatory region sequence-specific DNA binding. The record is from RefSeq and is a predicted model, not a curated record. Bases 776 to 3793 code for a protein of 1005 amino acids.
AACAAUAAAUACCUCAAUUUUUUUUUUCGUAGUGAGAGACAACAAUAGAGAGAUAAAAAGAGAGAUAAAAACGAGUAGAUAGUUUAGUAAUGUUUUUGUUGUUAAAUAAAAAAACAAAUCGAAGAAGAAUAAGAUGGGACGAUAUUUACAAUAAAGAGGAAAAACACAAAUGAAAAUAAGGGGCGCGCGUAUCACAGAGUCGAAGUUUUAAGGGUUGCGCAUCUCAACGACGUUUCUUGUUGUUGGUCUGUGUUUUUUGUUUAUAUGUGUGUUUAUGUGUGUAAGUGUUUAUGUGUUCUGAUCCAGGGCGAAAGAUCAUCUUCUCUACUACUGUGUUGAAGUACCCCAUAUAUAUACAAAAUACAUAUAUAUAACAUACCUUUUAUAUCAUUGUGUGCGCGCUUUUUGGUCCGUUGUUUUUCUAUAUCGAAUUGUGAUAAAGUGUGAUUCGAUACGACGGAGGUCUGCUUAACAAAUUUUAACGGACAUGAUAACAAUAUGAUGACUGUGUCUCCAGUGUUUUUUCAUGUGAUUGUGUUAAUGUGUUUUUUGUUUUUACGGUUUUGAAACAAUUUUCCUUGGAUUUUCUUUCUCGAACAAACGUUGUUGGUUUUUUAAUUUGUUGUUGUUUUUUUUUUAAUGUGUUUUCUGUUACAAUAAUCAUUGAUUGCCGCCAAAUCUUGAGAAGUGACUGUGUGCCAUUUUAUUAAAUUUUUGUAAUAUGAUCGGAUAAAAUACCAGCCCAAUUUUAUACACCUGUUUAUUAAAUAGGAGUAUGUCAUCUAAACGAAAGUCACCUCCAACUAAACUUCAAGAAGGUGGCGUUGCACUGACAACAUCAACAAAUACAAGCACAGUCGAGAGUGAUAAAGCAUCAGAUGAUAAAACUUUAUCAACAAUACCAGCAAUUAUCACACCAAACAGUGAUAAAAAUGUAAUAUGUGAUAGUGAUAAUAUAAGUGUAAAACGUGAAUCAGACGAUGAUGAUAAUGUUGAUAAUAUCGAUGAAACAACUGAACUGAUAACACAACAAAAUAAUAAACUUAUCGAAAACAUUAUCACUGCAUCAGCAACCACAUUCUAUUCAUCACAUACAUCAACUGCAUCAAUAUCAUCAGCCAGUACAAUCAGUGAGGAUAUUGAUGUAGAUACACGUAUCGAGGACGUUGAGGAUAUCGAAGACGAAUUAGACGACGAAGACGAAGAAAUUGACGACGCAAGUGAGAUAAAAAAAGACAUUGUUGAACAACAAAGUUCACCACCAAAUAAAAAACAACGAUAUAAUAAUAACAGUGAUAAUCAUAGUGAUAAUAGUGAUUUAUCAUCAGUACCUGUUACAUCAUCAUCAAACUUAAUGAUUUCUGAACAAGCAGCCACACUUGCUUUACAGCAACAACAUUAUCAAAAUGAUCUAGAACAAUUUUUAUUGCGACAACAGCAACAACAAUUACAAUUACAUCAUCAACUACAACAAUUACAUAAUCAUCAUCAUUCAUCAUCAAAUCAUCAUAAUCAUCAUCCGUUACAUUUAUCACCUUCACAUUAUCAUAGGCAAUUGUUAAUGAUGAAUGAGCAACAUCAACAACAGCAACAGAGUGAUAAUACUGAUGAGUCUACAUCACAGAGGCAGCAUCAUUUAUCGUCACUAUCAACGGAAUCAUCACCGAUACAAUUAGAUCUCAAACAAGAAUGUUUUGAUAAUAAUAACACAUUAAAUAAUAACAAUAAUAGUAGUAAUAACAAUAAUAAUAGUUCGUUAAAUCAAACUAAUGGUGGGGGUAAUAGUAACAAUAACAAUAACAGUUGUGCAAGUACGACCUUGACCACAUCAUCAACAACUGCAACGACUGGUGGUACAGGUAGUGGGGGUAGUGGUAGUGGUACUGUAACUGUGCAUAAUACAACCAAACGUACUAUGGACGAUGUGUUAAAACGUUUAACGUCUAAAAUGAACAAUAGUACGAUACGAGAGGAUCAACAACAAUCAAAACGACCGACACCAUCAUCAACGCCAAAUAUUAAACAGGAAAUUGAUAGUAGUAAUGCACAAGAAAAUAGUACACUUCAAAUGGAUGGGGCAGCAGCCUUACAACAAGUACAACAAGUAUUAGCUGGUGAAUCAUUCAUGGAAAAAGAACGACGGCUAUCUGAAAUGAUUCACCAAUUACAAAUGGUUAGAGAGCAACUAGUCCAACAACAAGAAAAAAGCAAGGUCUCCUACCAAAGUCAAAUAACAAGUGAAACACAAAAACAAAUUGAAUUACAACGGAUGCAACAAGAGCAUUUAAAACGUCAACAGGAUCAUAUAUUACAACAACAGCAUAAAAUACAAGAAUUACAAAAUCAAAUAUCAACACAAUAUGGAUCAACGAAAGGAUUACCAAAUCUUUCUAGCCCACAAUCAUUAUUUUUACCAUCAUUUUUGGAUCAAUUACGAAGUUCUGCUGUAUUAAUGCCACCAUUAACCAAUCCUAAUAAACAAACAACGAUGAUACCACCAGCUCCAUGGGUACAAACAAUGCAUUUACCACAAAUACCAACGAGCGCUUCAUCGUCAAGUACAUCCAGAAGUGAAACAAAAACACCACCUCAAACAACAACAUCAUCUCCUUCACCAUCACCUCCAAAUAAUGUUAACGAUCCAGAUGCACCAUUAAAUUUAUCAAAACCAAAAGGUGGAAGUGGAGGUGGUGGAAAUUCAUCGAAUUCAUCAUCAACAAAUACAAGCCCCCAUAAUUAUUCAAUGCAACAUGGAGAGCAACCAGCCGUAGCAGCAACAACACCAAAACUCUUACCGCCAACGUUAAUAAUGGGUGGUCGUCCAACAUUCUUACCAUACGCUGGAUUACCACCACAUUUAGGUCAGUUACCACCAUCCGUUGACCGGAGACCCAGUUUAUUAGGACAAGGUCAAGGCGGUGGUAGUGGAAAUAAUAGCGGAGGAAGUGGAAGUGGUAAUGUUAAACAAGAAGCUUCACCAUCACCAAAUGAUAACCAUGGGCAUUUUCCAAUGCAUAUGUAUGGUAUACCACCAGGACAACCACAUUUACCAACGCAAGGGAAGUCACAUCGCGAUGAUGCAAGUAGUACAAGCAAAGAAGAGGCUGAUUUUAUGACAGCUUGUGGACUUUGGGGACCAGAAGCUGGUUAUAAGCUACCCGAAGAGAGUGGUGAAAAAGCUAAAAUGGUACGACAGAAUUCCAAACGUGAGAACGACAACAAACCACAUAUAAAACGGCCAAUGAACGCAUUCAUGGUUUGGGCCAAAGAUGAACGUAGAAAAAUAUUAAAAGCAUGCCCUGAUAUGCAUAAUUCAAACAUAUCAAAAAUACUUGGUGCCAGAUGGAAAGCAAUGUCAAAUUCAGAAAAACAACCAUUUUACGAAGAACAAUCACGUUUAUCAAAAUUACACAUGGAAAAACAUCCUGAUUAUCGAUAUCGACCUCGGCCAAAACGCACCUGUAUUGUAGAUGGUAAAAAAAUGCGUAUAUCCGAAUAUAAAACGUUAAUGCGACAACGACGACAAGAAAUGCGACAGCUAUGGUGUCGUGAAGGUGGUCCAGAAAUGGGAUUUUUACCUCCAGGUGAACUAGCAUCACCGGGUACUUCUUCAGCAGGUCGACCAUCAGUAUCACCACCCUUAAUGAUGAACGGUGCUGGUCCUAGUAGCGAAGGUUCAUAUUACUAUCCACCUCCGGACAGUUUAUCACCGGAUCCAAUGAAUUAUUCACCUGAACAUACAUCGGCUGCAUUAGCAUACGAUUCAAGUCCCAGGCAUCAUGACGACGAUUGAAAUAUCGCCCCCUCGGAUAUGAUGAAUCGAUGUAACACAAAUUGGUCAUCAUGGAUGUCGUACAAUGGAGCGAUUUGAAUCUGAAAAAUGUCUGGAACAAAAUCAGAAGAUUAAAAAUUUUUCAUCUAAAAUAAAAAUUGUGCCAAAACUAUAUUUAGAGCCACCAAAAGGUUGUGAAUUUGAAUUCUGCGUGCCAUUCAAGCAAACA